Verticillium dahliae VdLs.17 is the source of this 3061-nucleotide messenger RNA. RefSeq names its product GTP-binding protein GUF1. Gene Ontology annotation, cellular component: mitochondrion. NCBI's taxonomy places the organism in Eukaryota, Fungi, Ascomycota, Sordariomycetes, Glomerellales, Plectosphaerellaceae. The record is from RefSeq and is a predicted model, not a curated record. Gene Ontology annotation, biological process: positive regulation of translation. Bases 234 to 2279 code for a protein of 681 amino acids. Gene Ontology annotation, molecular function: GTP binding; mitochondrial ribosome binding; GTPase activity. The transcript has 5 exons.
GGGUACUCAAACUUGCACCUCAACAUCAUGGCAGUUGAUACACGACGCAACCACCGUUCCUGCUCAAGGACCCCUUUCUACGAUCCGGCAUCGUCUCUUCGACACGGUGUCCAUAUAAAUCAAAAGUAAAGACCCGACAGACGUGUUUUGUCAUUCUAUACAUUGCUAGGAAGCUUUGGCUGCGACCCAACCACACUGAUAUGCCAAGUUGACGGACACAGAUACGUUCGACGAUGUGCGUUUCAGCGCCAGGCUCGCACUUUAUGCGUAGUGCUCUGUAUCAACUUGUAUGCCGUGGCUCUCGCCGCGUACCGACAAUCAUCACGGAGCACCGAAACCGCUUUCACCUGCCUGGCGUUGCAGCCGUACGUUCGCAAAGCUUCCAUGGGGGCUGUGAACUGGCUUUUGCAGCGCCGAGAACGCCAGAUAUCCACGCUUAUCCCAAUCUCGAGCGGCGCAUUUCGUCUAUUCCCAUUGAGCGCUAUCGUAAUUUUUGCAUCGUUGCUCACAUCGACCAUGGUAAGAGCACGCUCAGUGAUCGUCUCCUCGAGUUGACUGGGACGAUUUCUGCCAACGCUUCGAACAAACAGAUACUGGAUAAACUGGACGUGGAGCGCGAACGUGGCAUCACCGUCAAAGCACAGACUUGUACAAUGAUAUACAACUACAAAGGACAGGACUAUCUUCUACACCUAGUCGACACACCAGGGCACGUUGAUUUCAGAGCCGAGGUAACGAGAUCAUAUGCAAGCUGUGGCGGUGCACUGCUGCUAGUGGAUGCGAGUCAAGGUAUUCAGGCUCAAACUGUGUCCAACUUCCACCUCGCAUUUGCGCAGGAUCUGGCAUUGAUACCCGUUGUCAACAAGAUUGACAUGAUCUCUGCCGACACUCCUCGUGUUCUUGAGCAGAUAGAGUCGUCGUUUGAGCUUAACCCCAAAGAUGCCGUGCUGGUAUCGGCAAAGACUGGUAAGAAUGUUGCAAGUAUUCUACCCCAAGUCGUGGAGCGCAUACCUGCUCCUGUAGGAGAUUCGUCAGGCCACCUUCGCCUACUCCUUGUUGACUCAUGGUACGACAAUUUCCGGGGUGUCAUCUUGCUUGUUCGUGUGUUUGACGGUCAGGUACAAGCUGGUGAUCAACUCGUAUCACUCGGGACUGGUAACAAAUACACCGUAGGCGAAGUCGGAAUCCAGUAUCCUAGUGCCGUGCCGCAGAGCGUCCUGCGAGCCGGACAGGUAGGAUAUAUUCACUUCAACCCUGGCAUGAAACGCAUUCAAGAUGCCAAGCUCGGUGAUACAUUCACGACGGUUGGGAAUGAGGAUUCGGUUGUGCCAUAUCCAGGCUUUGAAGAACCCAAACCCAUGGUGUUUGUUGCUGCUUUCCCAGUGGACCCGAAUGAUUACAGCCGUCUAGCUGACAGCAUCAGCCAGUUGGUGCUGAAUGACCGCAGCGUGACCUUACAGAAGGACUUCUCUGAGGCCUUGGGGUCCGGCUGGCGGCUUGGAUUUUUGGGAAGCUUACACUGCUCUGUUUUUCAAGAUCGUCUCCGCCAGGAACAUGGUGGAAGUGUGAUCAUCACAGACCCCACUGUGCCUACAAAGGUGGAAUGGCAAGAUGGCACCGAGGAAAUUUUCCAGAAUCCGUCUGAGUUCCCAUCCACUGAUGAUCAUCGCAUGCGCGGCGCCACGACGUACGAACUUUUUGUUACUGCGACCAUCACUCUACCUGAGGAAUACCUUGGUCGAGUAAUGGAACUGUGCGAGAGUAUGCGGGGGGAGCAGAAAAGCCUUGACUUCUUCCACACCACCCAAGUCAUUUUGCGUUAUGAGAUCCCCGCGUCUAAUCUGGUCGACGACUUAUUCGGCAAACUCAAAGGUGCUACAAAGGGCUAUGCUACAUUAGACUACGAGGACGCUGGGUGGCGACCCAGCCAGCUGACCAAGUUGCAGCUUCUUGUCAACAAAGCUCCAGUCGAUGCUAUCUGUAGGGUCAUUCAUGUGUCCCAAGCUGAGCGACUGGGCCGUCAAUGGGUGACCAAGUUCAAGGAACACGUGGAUCGGCAAAUGUUUGAAAUCGUGAUUCAAGCAGCUGCCGGCAGGCGAAUCGUGGCCCGUGAGACAAUCAAGCCAUUCCGAAAAGACGUGCUUGCCAAACUCCACGCAAGUGACAUCACCCGCCGACGGAAACUCUUGGAAAAGCAGAAGGCGGGCCGGAAGCGUCUUCGCGCCGUGGGAAACGUGGUCAUUGACCAAUCUGCAUUUCAAAGUUUCCUGGCGCGAUAAUGGCCGUCUAGUUCUGCCCUGUGCUGCUACAUCAUUCAGUUCGAUGUGGCAGUCCGAAUCUCAUCAUCCGGAAGAUGAUGACCAAGUUCUACUACGUCAACGCAUGAUUUGCCAAGUCCACCGCGGAUCGUCGCGGCCCAUUGCCUCAGCUGCGGCAGCUGCCUUGGUUCAGCUGCUGCGACGAGUUCGAAGACUCGGAAAUCGCCAUUGAAGAACGAGAAGCCUGUCAGACCGGCGCGAAGGAAACCGGAAUGCGAAACAACAAACACAAUCUUUUCUGGCCUUGCCUGAAGAUUUCUCAGCCCAGUCUCGGCCCGAGCUAGGAUGGCACGCCGUGUGUACGCAUACGAGGCUGCACCGUCAGAAGUCUUAUCGGGAUAGACGGGAUCCAUGGUUGAAAAGUCAAUAGUCGGAAAGCGUUCCACGAGGGUAUCAAUUGUGCUUCCUGUGUCACAUGGCUUGAUGGAGUUCUCUGUGUCACUGUCAGUCGAUGCGGUAAGAUCAAUUGGUCAACAGAAAUCGGACAUGUCACACCUUGCCAAGUGGCGUCAGCCCGGAUCUGCACGCCUUUGUCGACCAGCCAGUCUAACGAGAGCAACGCGGUCUGCAUUGUGCGUAUCAUGGGGCUUGCGAUGAUUGCUGCAUCUUGCACGUCGCCAAAAGUCUCCAAAAGACUCGAUCGAAGCUCCUGACACUGAGCCAGUCCUAGGGUAGAUAGCGGGGGAUCCGGAAUAGUAUAGUUCUGUAUCCGGGGUCAGAAUAUACACGCUGUGAUUUCUUCG